Malaclemys terrapin pileata is the source of this 5166-nucleotide messenger RNA. RefSeq names its product connector enhancer of kinase suppressor of Ras 1 (gene CNKSR1). Lineage: Eukaryota; Metazoa; Chordata; Testudines; Emydidae. The transcript has 22 exons. The coding region runs from base 753 to 3110 and encodes 785 amino acids. Gene Ontology annotation, molecular function: protein binding. The record is from RefSeq and is a predicted model, not a curated record.
AGAGGGAGAGGCAUCUGCCGGGCAAGAAAGCGUUUCAUACUGUAUAUAUCAUUCUGCAAUCUUCUCCAGUGCCCGCUAAAGAGGGGCCACAGCGCCAAGCAGGAGGGAAGCAAAAAAUCACGCUGGGCACAAGAGAACGGCUGAGGGCUUCGCUUGAAGGUUACGGAUCUGGAGAGAUGAGGAUGGAAAAAUCUUACACGUACCAACAGGGGGCGCCCUUGCCUGGCUGGGAUCCAGCUGCCUUGUGGGUAAGGCAGGUGUGAGACGCAGGAUGGACUGGUGCUGUGGUUAAAGCACUGGGCUGGGACCUGGGGACAGGGAUCUGGCAUGAAGUCUGAACCUUAUGGUGAGCCAUUGGGGUGGGAUAUGCCUGUCCAGGCCUCAGUGCAUGGAAACUUUCUAAUCACGCCACCAAAGCUGAAACUCGCUUUCCGCCCCGCCCCAACCCCCUGCUGCAUUCCCAGUCAGUUUAGACAGCUGGAGAUUAUCUCAUGAAAACAAUCCCAGCACUAGACUGGGGUCAAAUUCAUGACAGCAGCAGCCUUAAUCUGAGCCAGCCCGGGAAAUCCAGAAGCACAGUGGCAGAUGCUGAUAAUCCAGCCUCGCUCCCUGGGGAAGAGGGGCAGACAAUUGCUACAGGGCAGGAGGAGCUGUGUAUGGAAGCCCCGGAUUGAAGGAACUUGGAGAGAGCAGCUUCCCCUCCAGGCCCAGGAAAGGAUGGAGCCUCCAGGUCAAGAUCUCACCCCACGUGCAUGCUACAAACAGUCUGCGCUCUGCCCUGCAGGGUGACCAGUAUCUGCAGCACCACCAACCACACAGGAGGGAAGAUACUGCUGGGCCUGGACAAGGCGCUGCAGGAGUAUCCCUUUGAGACGUGGUCCCUGACCGGGAACGAUUUGCUGCAGCUGUCCUACCGGCGCUUGGAGGAACUGGGCCUGAGGCGGGUUGGCCAUCAGGAGCUCGUUCUGGAAGCCGUGGAGCAGCUGUGCGCGCUGAACUACGAGCUGGAGACCACCAGCCUGGGGACACUGACAGAGAAGCUGCAGCAAGUCGCUCGGACCACCCAGACCCUCAUCCUGAGCCGCAGGAAGGUGACCGCGUAUGAUGGAGAGGCCAUCGAGACGCCCUCCCCGGACCUCCUGGCCUGCAUCGCUGAGCUGAUCACGGCGGCCAAGGGGCUCUUCUCCUGGCUCAACAGGUAUCUCUUCUCUCACCUGAAUGAUUACUCAGCCAGCCGGGACAUUGUCUCGCUCUGCGGAGAACUGGCCCAAAUCCUACAGAAGGACUGCAGCGUGUCUGAGAGAGAGAACCAGAUCCUGCUGAUUUGCAGGCACCUCGCGGGGAUCUGUGAGAACAUCUCGAGCUGCAGCCCGGCAGCCCUGCUGAACCAGACCGCCAUCUUGGAGAGCGUGGACCUUGUGCCCACCGAGCCAGAGGACAGUCUGGGCAUCGAGAUCAAAUCCACCAACUCCUGCCUCCACUUCAUAGCGGGAACCACCACUGAGUCUCCAGCUGACCACUGCAGCCAGAUCCUGCCGGGGGAUGAGAUCGUUCAAGUCAACGGGCAGGUUGUGGUGGGUUGGACUCGAAUGAAUCUAGUGAAGAAAAUACUCGAAAAGCCAAACCAGGUGACAUUGGUGCUGAAGAAGAUUCCACUAACCUCUGUGGGGUCCCCGUGUUCCCCCAGGUCUCCGUGCCAUCAGGCACCUGGAAGCUUCUCGGAUGCUGCAGAAUCUCCUGGCUUGGAAAACAAUGACUCUCCAAUAAGCUUGGUCUCCCUGCCUUCCAGCGUGAUCGCCGGGCUGGACUCUGCGCUGGAUCUCGCCACUGACGAAGAGGUGGCGUUCGACUCAAGCCACCCCGGAGAGGAGACCAGGGACUUCCUACAGCGACUCCCCACUGAAGACGCUUCAGCAGCCCCUACGUUGGAGAGCCAAGCUGUGGGGGCAGGAUUUGAAGGGUGCAGCUCCCCCGUUGCUGUCGCUCCAGCCAGACCCAGCACCUUGGAACUCGGAUCGAAGGAGUCCCCAGAGAACGGAAUUGGGAGCAGAAGUCGGGGACCAGAAUCUCCCGCUCUUCCAAACAAGAGCAGCACCAAGAGUUGCUCCAGGCAGAAAGGAGUGGCUACCAGGCUGAGCCGCCGGCGGGUGUCCUGUCGGGAGCUGGGCAAGGUGGACUGCGAUGGCUGGCUCCUGAAGAAGAAAGACCACGUGGGAUUCAUGUCCCAGAAAUGGAAACGCUGCUGGUUUGUGCUGAAGGGCCACGUUCUCUACUGGUACAACCAGCCCAGUGACGAGAAAGCCGUAGGCCUGAUCAACGUGUCGACCUACGACCUGGAAAGCACCCGGGAGCAGAAGAAGAAAUAUGUCUUCCAGCUCUGCCAUGAGACGUACAAACCUUUCAUCUUCGCAGCAGAGACUCUGGCUGAUCUGAGCAUGUGGGUGAGUGGUUUGAUCGCUGCAAAAACCAAAUACAAGCUGGCCCAGGAAUCGCUCCCGCCCAGAGAAGAAGACUGCUACAGUGAGACGGAAGCUGAGGAUCCGGACGACGACGCCCCCAGGCCUGGCUCUGAUCUGCUGCCAAAGAGAAGGGAGCUGCUAACCACUGUGGAGAGAGCCCAGCCCGGUGCUGCAAUGGGGAGCCCCGACUCCACGGGCCCAGUGGGGAGCCCCCUGGGGAGCCCCGUCCCUGGCAGUGGCAGGCCCUGCUCGCCCCUGGACUCCCCUGGCAAAGAACUGGAGUCCCUGAUUCAGUGUCUGAAGCAAGGCGGGGUGUCUCUCAUCGGCACGCGCCAGCUCCUGACCCACGAGCAGUACCGCAGAUCCUUCAUCAAGCGCAACAAGAACCCCCAGAUCAACGAGAGAGUUCACCUGGUCCGGGCCCUGCAAAGCACGCUCAAAGCGAAGGUGGCUGAGCUGCAGAUCCUCGAUCAGCUCUUGAACGACUCGGAACUGACCUCGGAGAAAUUCAGACACUGGAAAGAAGAGCAUCAGGAGUUAUACCAGGAAAUCCACCAGUGGUGGGCGCCCAGGCCCAGCCAGGCUGAAGGUCUCGGAGCAGAACUUGGCGCUGAAUCCAGUCCACAGGAAACUGCCGGUGCGACGCCAUAACACAUGGAAUCGGGGCAGAUCCUGGCAAUAACGUUCCCUUCAUAAACCUCAGUGCAGGGAAUAACCCGUCCCUCUCUCAUUCCGGAGAGAUUCCUGUCGUCUCUGUCCCAGCAAGAAACGCGAUGCUCUGAGAGCAAGGAGGAAUGGUGCUCACUCACAACGCGCAGUGCAUCAAUUUAACUGGAAAGUGGGCUGCAUUUUAAAGACCCCGUUUGAGGCUCUCCCCUGAGAGCAGGAUUUUAUGUAGGGACCCACUUUUGACAAAGCCUUGUCAUUCUGAGGACAAGGAAGGAAUUCUCAGAAUGGAUCCUCGGUUGGUCUAGAGAGUCUUGCUUGUUUUAAAAGAGCUGCUGUUUCCAUUUCCCAGUGAUGCUUAAUGAAUAUGCAUCCAUAUACUUCACUGAGUAACUGACCCCAGCGCUGUGAGGCCAGGACGGUCCCUCUGGGGAUAAUUCUGAGAUUGGGAUAUUCAACAUGUUGAUGCCUUGGCAUUUCUCAUCACUCGACAUCCAUCCAGAGCCCGAUCGGAACCAAGAACCCGUGUGAUGGAAGAUCUUUUAUGGAUAGAAGUGCUGCCUGGCCCCCCUCUGGCUCCGCCUGCGGUGGUAGAUAUUCAUUUGAUAAAGAGAGAGGCUGGUUUUCAUACAUGUACAAAUAAUUGUGUGUUACAGUAUUUGCUAGUGGACAGAGUUGGACUCAAGUGCCAUUCUCUGCUCUGCUGCUAACUCCCACGUGUGCCCUCGGGCGAUUGCCUUAGUUUCCCUGUAUUUAAAAGGGGAUAAGACUGAUCUGUCUCAUAAAGCAGCUGUGUCGUUUCAUUAAUUCAUGGGGCCAAAGCUCUUUGAGAUCCUCUGCUGCAAGGCCUUGUUACAGAUGUAGGCUGGUUAGCCAGGGGAAAGUUCUGAUCCAGCCCCCCUCGCUGGAUGGAUGUGUCAUUGAGUGAGUUCUCUUUAAACAUCCAGGACCUGUCUACACUGCAUUGGAAAGCAAGCCUCCCCGCUGACCUCCCCAGACGCGUGCUAGCAGGGCUCACGCUACCGCUCUAAAACUGGCCGGGUCGAUGUUGCUUUAACGUUGUGACGUGGGCUCUCGUGCCCACCCACCCCCCUUCAUCCCCCAGUUGUCAGAGCCCAAGCACCAGCCCGAGCCGCAGUGUCUACACAGCUGUUCUUGCAGCACUAACACAAGUCUGAGGAGGCGGGCUGGGGGGCUCACUCCUGAUGCAGCAUGGACAGGCUGACACCAGCUGGCUCGCUGCAGCCCUGCCAGUAAUUUUAACUAAAAUAUCCAGCUGUUGUCUAGCAUUUUAACUGUCCAUUUUUAUUUUUUGUUUUGCAAGUGCCUGAUCCCAAGUCCCCGUCCUUUGCUGACAAAUCAGUUCAGGCCUGUUUUAGCUAACCUCGACUCUUAUAGGAACCAAGGUUUGCUCCAAUGAAAUGGACCCACCCUGUCCCCCUACAUGUGAACCAGAAGCUGCCUCUGGCUAACGGCAGUGAGUUAGCAGGGCAUUUCCUUGGCUGCUUAGGGCAGGAGACGGUUGAGCCUCCAUCAUCUCGUUCUCGUCAGCAGCUGCCAGGACUAGUGUCCAAUUCGAAGCUUAGUGAGAGUUUUCCUAUUGCUUUCAAUAGGCUUUGGUGCCUGAGCUUGCCUUCACUCUAAAGUUACCACCCUCGCUGCUUGGUUCUGCUGCCCUAGCAUUCCCUUACUCGCCCCCUCUCUAAUUCAGUACCUCCAGUCUCAGCUUGGCUACAGGCUUGGGGCCUCGUUCCUGUUGGGAGGGGGGAAAUCCCUCCAUCCCUUUCGAGCUUCGGGGAAAGGAAAGCAGCCAUUGUUAUAUUUUUGUUUUUCUAUUGUCAAAGCUGUUUUAUUUUUCUAAGCACUCUCCCCUGCCGGAUUUGUAUACGGGGUAGAUUAGGUUUUAUAUAUGAUCAAACCACUUCUCUGUUCCAUCCUCAAUCUCUCUGCAUCUGGCCACUUAGAGCUGGAAUAGACAGGGGUUGUUUGAAGCAGGCAAGGUUGGUUUUCUUGGGGCAUGAAUAAAACUGUGUUGAUGACA